AUGAAGCAAAAGAUCUGUGACCUGUUCAGAGAAGCUUCCAGUCGAGAAAUCGCUGCAAAGAAAAAGCUGUCAACUCGAAUCCAAACAUACACGGAGUCGUACCUGUCGUACAUAAAAGAUGUGCUGUCGCUGUGGCGUAAAGCUUACAGCGGCAUGCCAGAGUAUCACAAGAGUGGGAAAUGGCACACCAUUAGUGAGGUACUCGAGGAGAUCUACCACGUCUAUAUGGCUCAUUCCGCAUACGGUGUGUUGGAGGACACAUACUACGCGGUGCAGCCCAAGCACCACCAAAGCUACGUGCUCAUAUGCAUCGCGGCCUUCCUUUUUAACAUCAUUUUCUUGGGUUUACCUCCUACAUUCUUUCGAGCGACAUCGUCUACAAGCGAAGUUAUCAACCUGCGCAGGCGGCACAUACUGAGCCAGCUGCUUCCCCUAAAGCUGAUCUACCUGCUGGACAUGCUGCUGCACGUGUGCUAUCUCGCCUCGGACGCAGUCCUCGUGGUGGCCCUGCUGCGCUGCUCGCCCGAGUCGCUCGCGUUGGCGAAGCACGAGACGCUGUGGGGAGGCAGGUGUCACGUGGGCUCCAUGAUCUUGGGCCUCGUGAGCAUCGUCUACCAACUGUCCAAACUCACCACCUACUACCAAAGGUUGGCGGUGACGACCAGCGAGCAGCCCCCUCUCUACAUCUCGGCCUGCCUCUUCUGGCUUCGUGAGGCUUUGCGCGCCGCGUUCGAGCGGGCCGCCAACCCUCCGAGCACGGCGCCGCUGGGAGAGGAGUUCGAGUUGGAGCGUACGAUGCGUGCCGAACAGGUAUGCAGUGCUUCGUUCGAGCUCAGGUACCGUCCAGCAGAAAUCGGCGCUACUAAGCGGAUUACGGCACAAGCCAGCGCUUCAGCGAUGCUGCGUGAGGACUACAGCGAUGACUGAGGCAACACUACGCGGCCGCUGCUGGAUAUCGUGUCGAGAGGCGUCACUCUCUA
This is a messenger RNA of Dermacentor andersoni, 980 nucleotides long. The record is from RefSeq and is a predicted model, not a curated record. Lineage: Eukaryota; Metazoa; Arthropoda; Arachnida; Ixodida; Ixodidae.